Molecule: messenger RNA, 2763 nt
Organism: Theileria orientalis strain Shintoku
Lineage: Eukaryota; Apicomplexa; Aconoidasida; Piroplasmida; Theileriidae
Exons: 5
Coding region: 1-2763 (920 amino acids)
Source: RefSeq, a predicted model, not a curated record
AUGAACCUUCCGGGCAAGCUAAUACUCGCGCUUGUAUUUUUAUUUACCUGUAAUGGAAGGUAUAUAGCCAGAUUUGCUGGUGCUGCUCCUGGUUCGGCAGGUUAUGCCAGUAGCAGUGCCCCUCAGAUAGGUCAAACUCACAGAGUUCGUAAUGAUAAUCCAUAUUAUCCGAAUUUAAACAAUUCAAAUAAUUAUGAAUCCAACUAUAUACCUGUUAACCCCGGUGAACCGCCUCCUGCAGCUCCUCCGGUUCCUGCUCCGAGUUCAAGGUAUGAUCAGAGUUUUGGCAUGACUCCUAGAGUUGCCGGGCCACCGCAAGCCCAGCCUCAACCAGCUAGACAAGUAUCAGCCGUGCCAGUAUCGCAAACCCCCGGAGCUUCGCCACUGGCAGCUCCUGCAGCAGCACCCAGGCCGUUGCCUCAUUACGCGGACUUUGUUGCUUCAGCUAAAACACAAGCUCCCGCUCAGCAACUUAUCCAGGCCCCUCAACCUGUAAACACACAUGCCACCGCUCAAGGCAAGUUGAUUAUAUUUGACAUUAACGACCGGAACUCUACCACGUACAUCACAUACGAAUUUGAUGACGAAACUCAAGAGGACGUGUUCAUUCCUAAUGCACCUCACUCAAUUUUCAAGGUUACCAACGGUGACACUGUUGUCUGGACUUCGACUAAUCAUACGUACCCAGACGAGGUCAGAGUACGCAUUGAUGACAGAGGCGAGCCUAAAGUUAGGAUAUUCUUCCCCCCAGUCGACCAACCCCAGGCGAAAACCGAACCAGCUGCUUCUAGAGGCGCUGUGCCUGAAGAGACCGGGCAAUUGCCUAAGCUUCCUGAGCCAGAGGUGUACUCUGCCUACUUUACAACCGUUGAAGUAGACAGCAAGAAGAGUACCAACAAGAUCAAGUAUGAAUUCGACCAAGUUAAGAACCUCGAAAGAUUCACUGCUAAGCAGCCGUUCAUGAUAGAAAGAGUCACUAAGUCGGGCAAGACAAUUUGGCCCCAUGGCAAGUUGAUUAAUCCUGCUCUUAAGCUUAUCAUAAGGAAGACCAGAAGCGGCAAGGAUAGGCUAAAGGUAUUCUUCUUCGAGGAUGAGGACGAGGACGACGAAGAGGAAGAGGAAGACCCAGAGUUCGGGUUCCAACCCAGAGUCGUCCCUGCUGGAACGCAAUAUGGAUACACAGCACCUGCAGCUAAAGCGCCUCAACAGCAACUCCAACCACAACUGCCACAGCUGCCUCAACUUAAGCCAAUUCAGCCUCCACAGGUUCAACACGUACAACCAGCUCAAACUGCUCCACAUUUGCAGCCUGCUCAUGUUCAGCCUCCUUUGCAGUUACAACACCAGGCUCAGCCUACUCAAGUGCAACCUGUUGUGCCUCCAAUCGUACAGCCACCGGCGCCUCAGCAACCAGUGCCUGAACGGUUUGGGGAUCACGAGCCAUUUGAAUCUGAAAGCGCCUAUGAGUUAGAUUUUGACCAAAUUAUUGCAGCCCCUCCACAACCAGUGUCACAGCUCCCAUAUCCAUAUGGUACAGCUUCCUCAGUCUCAACAGUUACCACAGGUCCAACCUCUGUCUCAGCUACCUCAACAGCAACAACUCAGCAAUUCCAGUCUCCAUACCCUUAUGGCUACCCCGGACAACAGGGUCAGUUCCCCGGCUAUCCAGCUUUUUCAGCCUACCCUGGUCUACCUCAAGUUCCAGGUUACCCAGCAUUCCCAGGACAACCUCAGUACCCCGGAAUUACUGGAUACCCGGUCCAACCUGGUCAGAUGCCAGCUCAGCCUGGCCAAAUGUAUCCUGGGGCCUUAGGGCCUACCCAACCCGUUUCAGAAGCUGAGGACCCUUGGGCAGAUAUUUUGUUGCUGACUAAAGACCAGAAUAACAAGUCUGUUUUGCUCCACCAAGACCUUUACGACCCUAAAGCUAUUGCUAACAAUGUUGUCCAGUACGCGUUAGCACAACACGCUAGGUGCACGUCCAUCAGGUCAGGUAAGAAAACAAUAUGGAAGCACUAUCCACAAGAGUAUGGCGAUAGUUUUCCCCAGACUAUCACCCACAACAAGAACACUCAUAAGAUUUCAAUCCAUUUUAAAGAGUUCAUUAUUCUAUAUCAGAGGGACACAGAUGGGAAAUGGAAUGACACCGAAUACGAUCUCCGACUGUUCACAGUUAACCCACGCGAUAGGAGAUCUAUCAUCGAGAUGGACAGCACUCAGUAUCACUUGGGGAAGGUGGACGAUGAGAAGUAUCAAUUUACUUUCAGAGACGGUGUUCGUUGCGCUGAGGUUCACAUCGACGAGCAAAUUGUAUGGAAGCACGGAGAGUUCAGUAUGCAAGACCCUCUUAUGGUUUCAUAUCACGAACAGCUGGAUGAGAUCGCAGUGGGCAAUGAGCAGAAGCUUCUGGUUUACUACAAGCUCGACGACGGGUGGCCCUUUUACAGGACCAAGUACAUUAACGGGCACAGGAGGCCUAUAACUGGCAAUACUAAUCGAGAUAGGGGUCUACCAUACACUAGCAGUCCUGGAACCAGUGAGGAAGAGAUCCCACAAGCCUACUUUGGAAACACUCUUUACCAUCGUGCCUUUGCAGGGGGUGUUCACUACGGUUUUAACAUUAAAGGAUAUAGAUUUAACCCGUGGUUUUCAGGGCCAUCUCCUCUUAACCACUAUCAUAUGCUCUCUGUACCAUAUUUGUCGCCUUUGGCCUUUAAUGUUACCGUAAAUGUUUUCGAUUCCCUUAUACAAUUAGGGGAUUAA